GCGCAGACGUGAAUUGAAAUGUUAGGCUAAAGAGUGAGGUUAUUUAUUAGUUUACUUCUCAAAAAUCUAGUAGAAUAAGUAGAACUAAUUAGAAGUAUAUGGAAGUAAAUGCGAUUUUUAUUGAACGGUAGUGCAGUCGUUGUUGUCUAAUGUAAUCAUAGGAAAAGUAUAUACAAAAUAUAUUCUUGCACUAAACGAAUGCAAGCCAAAGUACCGAUGAAUUCAAAUUUAAGAUAUUAACAGUCAAAUAAUAAUUCUAUAGUUCAAGCAUCGUUGAAAAUGGGGAAGAAAAGAAAUAUUCAACCUCCACCAAUAACGCCAGGACGGAUAAAAAUAGAAAUAAAAAAUGAAAUAGGAGAUAGUGAUGUUCUUGUAGCAAGGGAUCGUUUAAAAGGCGCUCUUCGAGAAUUAUUACACCAUAGUGAUACUGGUUCAUCAGCAGAAUCAGAUGACAGUCCUAUUUCGGAUUAUAAACAUCCCAUGAAAAAAAUGACAAAAUCUAUGAAUAUUCCACGGAGAGUCAGACGUCGUCGGCCAAUACAGACUGACACAGCGUUCCAUCAUACAUAUGUGAUGAAAUUAUUUGAUCGCAGUGUCGAUUUAGCUCAAUUUCAAGAAGACACACCACUAUAUCCAAUAUGUCGUGCUUGGAUGGCCAAUCAACCGAGAAAUCCUCAUUUGGCUCCUAAAGUGCGAAGUCCAAGUCCAGAAAUAAUUAAUGAAGUUAACACGGCAAAUAAUUUAAUUGGUACUGAUGGUGAGCUAAAUGAUGUUCAUUAUUUGCCACCUCCUUUGCCUCGUGAAGAAGCCAUACCAAGAAAUCGUAUUCCAUCCCCUAUACUUGAAGAAAAAGAUGAUUUGAACUUAGAUUAUGAAGGACAAAUUCUCAAAACGCGAGAACAAUUAAUGAAAGAUCAUAUUGAACGGUGGAAUGCUAUACGCAAAAAAUGGCAUCAGCAAGCGCAUAAAAAUGAACAACGUUAUUCACAAAGUGCUACUAUACUUGGCACCAUUUUUACAAAAGCACAAUCGGAAUUUGAAUAGCA
Acromyrmex echinatior (Panamanian leafcutter ant) is the source of this 1046-nucleotide messenger RNA. RefSeq names its product Myb-interacting protein 40 (gene mip40). Gene Ontology annotation, biological process: negative regulation of transcription by RNA polymerase II. Gene Ontology annotation, cellular component: transcription repressor complex; Myb complex. The record is from RefSeq and is a predicted model, not a curated record. Lineage: Eukaryota; Metazoa; Arthropoda; Insecta; Hymenoptera; Formicidae.